UUGGAAUUUAGGGCAUUGGUGCUUCAAUACAUGCCCAAUGGCAGCUUAGAAAUGCUGCUACACAACUCUCAAGGUACAACCGAAUUGGGAUUCAGUGAGAGACUAGGCAUCAUGCUCGAUGUGUCAUUGGCAAUGGAGUAUCUGCACCAUGAACACUACGAGGUGGUCUUGCACUGUGACUUGAAGCCUAGCAAUGUGUUGUUCGAUGAGGACAUGACAGCACAUGUGGCAGACUUUGGCAUUGCAAGGUUGUUACUAGGUGAUGACAGCUCUACAAUCACUGCAAGCAUGCCUGGAACUGUUGGCUACAUGGCACCAGAGUAUGGGGCUCAGGCAAAAGCUUCACGAAAAAGUGAUGUAUUCAGCUUUGGAAUCAUGCUCUUUGAAGUCUUCACUAGAAAGAGACCCACAGAUGUGUUUUUUGUUGGAGAAAUAAGCCUGAGGCAGUGGGUUGUUGAGGCAUUUCCCGCAGAACUUGUCCGUGUUGUGGAUGAUCAGCUACUACAAGGGUCUUUUAGCUACAGCACGGAAGGCUUUCUUGUGCCGGUAUUUGAGUUGGGUCUGGCCUGCACUAGCGACUCUCCUGACCAAAGGAUGACAAUGAGCGAUGUGGUUGUGAAACUGAAGAAGAUCCAAGUGGCCUGCAAUAAAUCAAUAGCAGCCGCACAGAAUGAAGCCAGUCAUUGAUCAACACUGCUUGGUUCGUUCUGCUAUAUAUCAGAAUAACGGGCGAAAAACAUGCAACCAAAUUCAAGAUGUCAAAAGGCUACAAUGCAUCUGUUAAGAUAUGCCAUAGGAAUAGACUAGAACCUUCUAGAUCCUAUCAUCGUACAUGGUUUCGUUGAGAUAAACCUUAAUGUAUUCCAUGUAAUCCCUAGUAUUCCUUGUGUAUCAAGUCCAAUAACCUCCAGAUGUAAUUUCCUGCUUGUAUGCUAUUACGGGAUAAGCACUGCAAUAUAAAUACAUUGUACGUGG
Triticum aestivum (bread wheat) is the source of this 975-nucleotide messenger RNA. RefSeq names its product probable LRR receptor-like serine/threonine-protein kinase At3g47570. Gene Ontology annotation, molecular function: protein kinase activity; ATP binding. NCBI's taxonomy places the organism in Eukaryota, Viridiplantae, Streptophyta, Magnoliopsida, Poales, Poaceae. The record is from RefSeq and is a predicted model, not a curated record. Bases 31 to 687 code for a protein of 218 amino acids. Gene Ontology annotation, cellular component: membrane. Gene Ontology annotation, biological process: protein phosphorylation. The transcript has 2 exons.